This is a messenger RNA of Panicum hallii, 1186 nucleotides long. Its product is annotated as pentatricopeptide repeat-containing protein At2g01390. The record is from RefSeq and is a predicted model, not a curated record. NCBI's taxonomy places the organism in Eukaryota, Viridiplantae, Streptophyta, Magnoliopsida, Poales, Poaceae. Gene Ontology annotation, molecular function: protein binding.
CAGCAGGUGCGCCGUGCGCGGACAAGGAAGGUGUUCGCCGCGCCGGAGAACACCACCACCACCAGCAGCCGCCACUACUUUGGGCUGCUCGUCCUCGUCGCCAGACGGCGUGCGCACUGCCGCGCUACGCCGCGAAGAAACCGUCUCCCCUCGUCGCCGCCUCCCCGACCGCCAUGCUCCGCCGCAGCCGCCGGUUCCUCCCCGCCAGACCACCUCGCCGCCGCCACCACAAACCCCCUGGGAAAGCCGAGCCGCCUCCCCUGGCGGCGCCGACCUACACCCGCAACGUCGUGCGCCGCGCCACCGCCAUCCUCCGCGACCACCCCUGGUCGGCGGCGCGCCCGCUCCUCCUCUCCCUCCCCGGCCUCGCCUGGGACUCCCACACAGUAGCGCGCGUGCUCAAGACCCACCCGCCGCUCCAGAAGGCCUUCCUCUUCUUCCGCCUCGCGGCCUCCGCGUCGCCCACCUUCCGCCACGACCGCUUCACCUACACCUCCUUGAUCCACCUCCUCGGCGAGGCCGGCCGCGUUCCGGCCAUGCUCCGCCUCCUCGCCGAGAUGCUCCGAGCCGGGGUGUCGCCCGACGCCGCCACCUUCACCACUGUCAUGCACUGGCUCGCGCGGGCCGGGGACGUGGAUGGCGCCAUGCGGGUGUGGGCGGAGAUGAAGGCGAGGAGCAGGCCCACUGUCGUCAGCUACACGGCGUGCGUCAAGAUCCUGUUCGACGCCGGGAGGGCGGAGGAGGCGCGGAGGGUGUUUGGGGAGAUGGUGGCUGAGGGGCUGCGCCCGACUUGCAAGACGUACACCGUGCUCAUCGAGCAUCUCGCCGACGCAGGAAAAUUUGAAGCUACUCUUGAGAUUAUGGACAAGAUGAAAGAAGCAUGCAUAGAACCAGACAAAGCACUUUGCAAUAUUCUGGUCCAGAAAUGCUCCAGGGCUGGUGAGACAUCAGUUAUGACUCGCAUUCUUCAGUACAUGAAGGAGCGUUUCAUUGUUCUUCGCCGGCAUUUUUUUGGAAGCACUAGAAGCUCUAAAAGCUAGUGGUGAUAGUGAUGAACUUCUUCGGGAAGUAAACCCCCAUCUUUCGUAUGAAGGCAUUGAAUCUGACCCAAUAUUGUCUGACCGAGGCUACAUUACUGAUAGAAGUACUAUUCUCUACCUUUUAUCUGCAAAAAACUGGUCUGCUA